This is a messenger RNA of Pseudonaja textilis, 1122 nucleotides long. The record is from RefSeq and is a predicted model, not a curated record. Lineage: Eukaryota; Metazoa; Chordata; Lepidosauria; Squamata; Elapidae.
ACACACACACAGACACACAGACACAGACACAGACCGGUCCCUACAUCCAGAAUACUCCGCGGUGCGGAGAAUCGGUGCGCAAGGCGCCUUGGAGAGGACAAUCCCAACCAUGCACAGGCUGCUGUCCAGAGGGGCUCUGAGAUUCCUGCCUUGGAUGGGGAACGUGGGGAACGUUUUCGAGUCCCGCUGGCUCACAGGACGCACAAUUGGCCACACCAGCCCCCUCCUGGCCUUCCUGCGCCCCCUGGCUGAAGCGAACAAUUUCCCCCUCUAUCCAAACCACAUCCCCACCAGCCUCUUGCAGAAAUGCCUGCUGACCGCCGGAUCGGCCUUCAUGUCUCUCUACAACCCCUAUCGCCACGAUAUGAUAGCUGUCCUUGGAGAGACAACGGGUUCGAUAGCUUUACAAAAUCUCUGGGAACAGAUGAAGAGCGACCCAGAAGGAAGGCAGGUCUUACAAGAACGGCCUCGGAUCCGCCUUUCCACCCUGGAUGUGGUUGGCCUUCGGGGGCUUCCGGACGGGACCUUCGGCCGAGAAUACAUUCGUUUUUUGGAUGAUAAUAGGGUUUCUCCAGACACAAGGAUGCCAGCCCGGUUCAUAGACGACGAAGACCUGGCCUAUGUCAUCCAGCGUUACCGGGAAGUCCACGACCUGCUACACACCCUCCUUGGCAUGCCCACCAACAUGCUUGGGGAAGUGGUGGUGAAGUGGUUUGAAGCUGUCCAGACUGGCCUGCCCAUGUGCAUUCUGGGAGCCCUCUUCGGUCCUUUACGCUUAAAUACCAGAAAGUGGCACCUUUUGUCUGCAGAGCUCAUCCCAUGGGCCGUUGAGAGCGGACAAAACGCGACCUGCAUCUUGAAUUUUUAUUAUGAGAAGCGUUGGGAACAAACAGUAGAGUCUCUUCGCCGUGAAAUCGGCAUUCUGCCACCUCCUGGGAUCCAGGUGUGAGCUCCCAUGGCUGGAACAGGGGAACACCUGACAGAAGCCACCGCUUUCAGGAAAGCCCAGAAUUAAAAAUUCCGGGAAUUAACCCUCCCUUGACAAAGCCUAGGGGGUUUGGGGCCCUGCCUUCUUCAUCAGUGGUCCCUGGACUGUUCAGAAAAAGUUUAAAAGGAGAAAAG